CCCCCCCCCCCCCCCCGCCUGGACUGGGCACUACCCUCGUUAAACUUCCCCUUUUGUCGCUCUCUUUACUCAAAACCCCUUUACCGUCCCUCUGCUUCUGCUUCUGAGGUUUCCUUCGCAGAGUUGGAUGGAGGCUGUGAGCUACAAUUGUGCAAUCCUCAUUGAUCAGCUCCAUCCCGUGUCCGGAUAUUCGACUCACAAUACACCAUGAAGUCGCGAAUACGUCCCUUUCUAGUACCGCUGGCCGGCUUACUUUCCUUAACCAAUGCACUCACUCUCGACACAAGCAGCUUCGAUUCCAUCAAAUCUGUGACCUCUACUUUAGCAUACGAUAUGAUGACCUACUAUUCAGGCAAUCAGUCCGGACAAGUGCCAGGCCUGCUACCAGGUCCGUGUGACUCCACGGCUUGUUAUUACUGGUGGGAAGCAGGCGCGAUGUUUGGGUCUCUGAUCCACUACUGGCAGUAUACUGGGGACGACAGCUAUAAUUCUGUCGUGACGCAAGCUUUACAGUUUCAGGUUGGACCCGAAGAGAACUUCAACCCUCCGAACCAGAGCAAGAACAUGGGCGUGGACGAUCAAGCCUUCUGGGCAUUUACGGCCAUGGACGCUGCCGAGGCGAAUUUGCCGGAUGUCGGGGGCGAUGCUCCUUCCUGGCUGGCUCUGGCCCAGGCCGUAUUCAACUUUCAAUCAACCCUCUGGGAUGCCGCCACAUGCAAUGGGGGAAUGCGUUGGCAAGUUUACUCAUUUAACGCGGGUUACAAUUUGAAGAAUACCAUCUCCAACGGCGGCAACUUUCAACUGGCAGCGCGUCUCGCUCUAUACACCGGGAACCAGACCUAUGCGGACUGGGCCAUCCAGAUGUGGGAUUGGAUGGAAGCGAGCCCGCUGUUUCAAUUUCAGGAUAAUGUCCUUUAUAUCUGGGACAACACGGAUGCGACCAACAACUGCACGGACGUGGCUCACCAUGCCUGGACCUACAACUACGGCACAAUGCUGAUGGGCGCUGCUGCUAUGUACAAUUACACCAAGGGGGCCGAGCCGUGGGGAACGCGUGUCGACCAGAUCUUGCAAGGGGCGUUCAAUCUAUUUUUUCCCGCGGAAUACGGCGGCAACAUCAUGACCGAGUUCCAAUGUGAACCAAGCAUGGUGUGUAACAACGACCAAAGCAGUUUCAAGGCUUACCUGUCUCGGUGGAUGGCCGUUACGGCCUUGCUUGUGCCCAGCACAUAUGACAUAAUUAUGCCAAAACUGCAAGCUAGUGCUGCCGGCGCAGCGCAACAAUGUACUGGAGGGGAUAAUGGUCGAAUGUGUGGGCGGCGGUGGUAUUCCAGCUUUGAUGGCUCAUCGGGCGUGGGGCAACAGAUGCAAGCACUUGCUGUCAUCGGAGCAUCAACUAUACAUCCAGCCAUUGCGCCCAAAACGGCGGGCACUGGAGGCACAUCGGAGAGUGACCCCAAUGCUGGGAAUGAUGCCGACGCCGAUCCGGUCCAGUACUCACCCAUCACAGUGGGAGAUAAAGCUGGUGCUGGGAUCCUGACGGUGUUUGUUAUCGGCAUCAUUGUUGGAGGUACCAUUUGGAUCAUCAUGUAGAACAUGUACAGGAAUAAGAGGGCAUCAUUGGAGUCCAUUCUGGUUCUACGUCCAAGCAUAUCAUAGGAGUCUAUAGCGGGCCUUUGUGCAUUGAAUUUGAUCAUGCGUCCCAAGAAAGGAUUGACGCACAGCGUACCGAGUAGCUAGUUCUAUUGGCUCCGUCGUAGCCUGACCUGCUUCUCAAGGGUCGAGGCUGGCUGGCGAGG
Molecule: messenger RNA, 1799 nt
Organism: Cladophialophora immunda
Lineage: Eukaryota; Fungi; Ascomycota; Eurotiomycetes; Chaetothyriales; Herpotrichiellaceae
Exons: 2
Coding region: 208-1593 (461 amino acids)
Biological process (GO): fungal-type cell wall biogenesis; carbohydrate catabolic process
Molecular function (GO): mannan endo-1,6-alpha-mannosidase activity
Source: RefSeq, a predicted model, not a curated record